GAAGAUUAAAUAUAAAAUAGUUGAAUUACUUUGAUGAAAAAGUGGCAUCUCAAACCUUGAAUAUGGAAUUAAUUUCUCCCAUAAAAAUUGAAAGGAACUGUGAAAUAGAACGUGCUGAAUAUGGGAACAUGAACACAUUAAAGCAAAAGAAAAAUGGAAUGAAAUUGGAUCUAGAAAAAAUAUUAAAAAACAGUGUUGAGCAUCAGCCAUAUGAAAAUGAAAAAAAUAUGUGUAAUAGAAUAGAUAUCAAAACGGAAAAUCAAGAACUUGAAAAAUUAUUUUUCAUUGAAAGUCAAGGUACCCAUGGCAAUUUAACAGGCAUUGUGAAAAAUGAAAAUGAGGACUUAUGGGUUUACGCCGCCAGUGAAAAAUACUGCCAGCAAGAAUUCAAUCCUUUGAACUUGGAAAAAGAUGGUAGUAAGGUCCUUCCAAUAUUUAAAUGUGAUUAUUGUGAUUACACAGCAAAGAAAAAGCAUUACCUAAAGUGCCACAUUGAUAAGGUCCACCUGAAUGCGAAGGCUCAUAAAUGCCAUUUAUGUGAUUAUGCAACACACAAUAAAUACCUGCUCCAAAGCCACUUGACUGUUGUUCAUAUAAAAUUGAAGGAUUUCAAGUUCCAUUACUGUGAUUAUGCAACAAAUCGGAAGCAUCGCCUCGAGUCGCACAUCAAAGGGGAACACAUGAAUUUGAAAGAGCAUUGUUUUAUAUGCGAAUUCUCCACAACUAACAAAUCUAAUCUGAAGAUUCACAUAGAUUCGGUCCAUAUGAAAUUGAAGAAUUAUAGGUGUCACUUAUGCGAUUAUGCCGCCAAUCAAAAUUGUAUUGUGAAAAGCCACAUCGAGGUGGUUCACUUAAAAUUGAAGAACUUCCAGUGCGGGUUAUGUGACUAUGCCACAAAUCGGAUGUACGUUCUAAGAAACCAUGUAAAUGACGUCCAUGGGGAAUCGAGAAAACAUAAAUGUAGGCGGUGCGAUUACGUUACACUUUCGAAAUACGAUUUCAAGACGCAUACUAAGGUAGCCCACUUGAAUUUGAAGGAACAUAAAUGUGAGUGUUGCGAGUAUGCUACUAGUAUAAAGAGUAAUCUUACUAGACAUAUCAAGACGAAACACAGUACCAUUGGAUCAGUCUUGAAUUGUGAUGUGAAACCAAAGGAGACAAAAGAUAAUAAAGAGGAUAUUGUGAUGAUGAUGAACUCCAGGGAGAAUAUUAAGAAGAGAUAA
This is a messenger RNA of Coccinella septempunctata (seven-spotted ladybird), 1223 nucleotides long. Its product is annotated as zinc finger protein 711-like. The record is from RefSeq and is a predicted model, not a curated record. Lineage: Eukaryota; Metazoa; Arthropoda; Insecta; Coleoptera; Coccinellidae. Gene Ontology annotation, molecular function: DNA-binding transcription factor activity, RNA polymerase II-specific; RNA polymerase II transcription regulatory region sequence-specific DNA binding. Gene Ontology annotation, cellular component: nucleus. The transcript has 2 exons. Gene Ontology annotation, biological process: regulation of transcription by RNA polymerase II. The coding region runs from base 63 to 1223 and encodes 386 amino acids.